UUGUCGCUUCCAAAUGUUGGCCGCGGCUACUUUUCAGAUGGUUCAUCCAUUGAGUUCAAUUUUCGAUGACUUUUUSCARCAUUAGAACUGUUAACUGGCCAAUAACACACGUGAUGUUUUGCUCCAAGACCUGAAUCGAAGCGGGAUUGUCAGCAUAGAGUUUAGACCAAUCGAAAAAAAACAAAAUAUCAUCACACCAAACGGUUGCUUUUUCUGCAUAGAAUGAAUUCUUUCGGGUUGCUCUUUUUCACAAAUGCGGCAAUUUGGUUGCUUACAUACGUAUGGAGCCAGAAAUGGGACUCAUCGAAAACGUCGGAUCAGCUUAGAACUUUUCAGGAGUUCUUAGAUCAAAGCAAUGUCGGUUGGGAAGUUCAAGCGGCUUCAGUUCUUGCACAAUCUGUAUAUUGUACGUUUGUAAUUUAAGAUCCGAUGUAAAAUGCGCUGCGAAUGACGCCAAAGCCACUCUCCAUGGUCUUCGUGUACACAUGUAGUCUCAGCUACGGCUGCUCUAUUUCCUUCACUGCCGUUGGCACAAACGCGUCGCGGUAGUCACCGGCGCCAGUUCCGGCAUUGGCGCAGCUAUUGUGAAAUAUCUCGCAAAUAACGGUAUGCUUGUAGUGGGUCUCGCACGGCGCGUCGAACGCAUUGAGGCAUUACGUAACGCAGCGUCCGCUGAGGCGCACAAACGCAUACACGCGAUCCGCUGUAAUAUCUGCAAUGAGAAUGAAGUGAUUGCUGCUUUCAAGGAAAUCACAAGCAAAUUUGGCCCCAUAGCGGUUUURGUAAACAAUGCUGGCAUACUGCGCAACAGCUCAAUGUUGGCCGAUGGCAACACGCAGGAUAUACGAGAUAUCAUUGAAACUAAUAUAUUAGGCGUGGUGUAUGCCACACGCGAGGCAUUCCGCUCGAUGAAGGCGCAURGCGGUGAGGGCCAUGUCUUUCUGAUGAACAGCGUAGCCGGGCAUAARGUGACGACUGGGAAUGUGCCAAUGAGCAUCUAUGCACCGUCCAAGCAUGCUAUAACGGCAUUAACCGAAGUUUAUCGGAACGAGUUCAACCAUGAGCGCACUAAAGUGAAAGUUACGAGCAUUAGCCCCGGUUUCGUUGAAACUGAAAUUAUAACGCARCGCAUUCGCGACGAGCUCAAAGAUUUCUCACGCCUUACCGCCGAUGAUAUUGCCGAUGCCUUGAUUUAUUGCCUGCAAACACCACCACAUGUGCAGAUUCAUGAAUUGACGAUCAAGCCACUUGGCGAGUUAUUCUAAUUACCUCAAUUAAGUAAUUAUGAUAUACACAACAGUAAAGUAGUAAUUAAUUUUCAAUUUAGUACCAUUUUAUCGACACUACCACUUAUGUAAAAAAAAAAAAAAUAUUAAAAAAAAUAAAUACUUCAUAGUUAGACAACGGCAAUAAUGAAUAAAA
Molecule: messenger RNA, 1422 nt
Organism: Bactrocera latifrons
Lineage: Eukaryota; Metazoa; Arthropoda; Insecta; Diptera; Tephritidae
Product: farnesol dehydrogenase-like
Source: RefSeq, a predicted model, not a curated record